Messenger RNA from Oikopleura dioica, 561 nucleotides. Lineage: Eukaryota; Metazoa; Chordata; Appendicularia; Copelata; Oikopleuridae. The record is from the annotation of a GenBank genome assembly.
AUGGCGGACGAUGACUUCGAAGAUGACGAUUUUGAAGACGCCUUGAGAGACGUCGACGAGGCGGAAAGACAGAAAAGCGCACCAAAACCCGUUUCAUGGAUGAACAUUCAAGUGUCCCAGAAGCAAACCUUGAAUCCAGUGUUAGAGCGCUUCUCGAAAGUCCCGUAUCAAAUCUCCGAAAUCCCUGUCGACUUUCAGACCUCCCCCGAUGUCGGGAUUCUGUGGCUCUCGCUCAAGUACUACAACUACCGCCGCUCGUAUAUUGAAGAAACAGUCGCCAAGCUGCGAGAAACGAGCUUGAAACUCAUCGUCGUGUUACUGUACAUUGACGCUGCUAACGCGGAGGAAGCCGGUAGAACUCUUUCAGUCUUGAGCGUUCAAAUCGGCUUUACGCUGCUGAUCGCCUUUAACCUCCAAGAAGCAGCGACGCACAUUGAAAACUUCAAACGCUUCGCCAACAAGGGCCCCGACUCGUUAAAGCAAAAGUUUGACGAGACCGACCGAAUCACGAAGCUCCUCACUCACGCCGAUGGCUUCAACAGUUCGGGUAAUAAUUUCUAG